Molecule: messenger RNA, 2480 nt
Organism: Clarias gariepinus (North African catfish)
Lineage: Eukaryota; Metazoa; Chordata; Actinopteri; Siluriformes; Clariidae
Product: zinc-binding protein A33-like
Exons: 6
Coding region: 195-1634 (479 amino acids)
Molecular function (GO): protein binding; zinc ion binding
Source: RefSeq, a predicted model, not a curated record
AUUUAUUCUUAGUUUAUAAAAACUUUUAAGUCUAAUUUUCAAUUCUGGGGAAGGUAAUAAGUACUAACUGAACCAACAGAGUCAUGUGUUAACUUUAAACAAAUCGAAACUCAGACUGUGAUUACCUUUUUCCAAAGUGAAGGUAACCCUCGAAACAUUUGGACUGAAGAAAGCAACAACAGCAGCGAAACACAAUGGCUUCUAAGCUUUCAGAGGAGGAUUUCUCCUGUCCUGUGUGCUAUGAAAUGUUCAAGGAUCCUGUUAUUUUGCACUGCAGUCACAAUGUGUGUAAAGUGUGUUUGCAGCAGUUCUGGGAGACCAAAGCAUCCAGAGAAUGUCCUGUUUGUAGAAAAAAGUCUUUACAGACUGAACCUCCUAGAAAUCUGGUGUUAAAGAACCUGUGUGAGACUAUCUUACAGAAGAGAAGUCAGAGAUCUUCAUCAGUGUCUGAAACAGUCUGCAGUCUGCACAGUGAGAAACUCAAACUCUUCUGUCUGGAUGAUCAACAGCCGGUGUGUUUGGUGUGCCAGAGUUCAAAAAAACACAUCAACCACAAAUUCUGCCCUAUUGAUGAGGCAGUAACUGAUUGUAAGGAGAAGCUCAAAACUGCACUGAAGCCCCUACAGGAGAAACUGAAGAUCUUUAACGACUGUAAACUGAACUGGAGUCAGACUGCAGAACAUAUAAAGAUUCAGGCCCGACACACAGAGCGUCAGAUUAAGGAGGAGUUUGAGAAGCUUCACCAGUUUCUACGAGAUGAAGAGGCAGCCAGGAUCACUGCACUGAGAGAGGAAGAGGAGCAGAAGAGUCAGAUGACGAAGGAGAAGAUUGAGAAGUUGAGCAGAGACAUAUCAUCUCUUUCAAACACAAUCAGAGCCACAGAAGAGGAGAUGAGAGCUGAAGACGUCUCGUUCUUACAAAACUACAAGGCCACAGUGAAAAGAGCCCAGAGCACACUGCGGCAUCCAGAGGAGCUUUCAGGAGCACUGAUCCAUGUGGCCAAACAUCUGGCCAACCUGAAGUUCAGAGUCUGGGAGAAGAUGCAGCACACUGUUCAAUACACACCUGUAACUCUGGACCCCAACACUGCUCAUCCUAAUCUCAUUAUAUCUGAUGAUCUGACCAGUGUGAGACGUAGUGAUAAGAAACAGAAGCUUCCAGAUAAUCCAGAGAGAUUUGAUGAAUAUUUGUGUAUUCUGGGCUCUGAGGGCUUUAACUCAGGGACUCACUGCUGGGAUGUUGAAGUUGGAGACUGUACACGGUGGUAUGUCGGUGUGAUGACAGAAUCUGCUCAGAGGAAGGGAGAAAUCUACUUCAAUAGUGGAAUCUGGUGUGGGGGAUAUUAUGGUGAUAAAUAUAACUCAUGUGCUACACCACACCCACCCUCUUUCCUCUCUGUAACACAGAAACUCCAGAGGAUCAGAGUGAAGCUGGACUGGGACAGAGGAAAACUGUCAUUUUCCGAUCCGCUCACUAACACACACAUACACACUUUCACACACACAUUUACUGACAAAUUACUGCCAUUUAUAAAUGUGGCUUGUGAAAAAUCUCUUGUAAAGAUCAUCCCAUUUCAGUGCUCUGUAAGAGGGCAACAGAUAAUUUAUAGCUAUAACGUCAUUUCAAUUCAUUAAUUAAAUAUUGCUAAUUAAAUUAUUUUUAUUUGUCAUAAAUGUCUGUAUUGACAUAGAGCAGGUCAGAAUUCAUGACAUGUAUCAAUACAAAGUUAUACAUUACUGUAUGUGGUGACAGAUGAUAUAAUUUCCUGUAAUUUGGUGACAGAUGAUGUCAUUGUGAUAAAGAUAAGAAAAAACUAAUGACCAAAAAAAGAGAAGUUUGCAUAGGGAGAAUUGCAUAGUAUGGGGAAUGACAUAUUUUCUCCCUGUCAGGCAACAGUUUCUCUUCCAAAUCAGCAGCUCAACAAUUGAGGACACAUUUAUACAGUAGAAAGCAUCUAAUACAAAUUCUAGAACAUACACUUGACAGAUUAUGACAGCUGGUUUAACCAUUUUGCAUGUACAGAAAUAUAUAAAAACUGUUAUAUAAAAAAACAUUAAUGUUUUAGGUGAUAAGACUAUUUAACAGAUAUGUAUUAUACAGCAUACAUUUAGUUAAACAUGACAUAAGAGGCUGGCAGACAGUUGUACACAAUCUUUUACAUGAAUGUAUAAGAGCAUUUCUAAUUGGUUCAUACAAAUGACAAAUUGAUUUCAUGAGAUUAAGUUUAAAUGUUAUUUUGAGAAUUUGAGUUUUGAUUUGAGAAAUGUACUAAAGUGACUGAGAAAAACUGUAAAGUCUUUGAUCAAUCAAUAAUCAACCGUUUGGUUAAAAUACUGUGCGCCAUGUAUGUGCAUGUGAAGAUGACUUAGCAGAUGUCUGCAUAUACGUACACAUCAGCCUUUGGAGUAUAUAUAAUCCUGAACAUGAAUACAGUAUGUGCCAAAAUAUCCAGCACUGAAAUGAAAAGAUGUCAGAUAUCA